AUGUCUCCCGAGAAAGACUCCACCGACCAAGACUCCGGCGUAACCGGCGCCGCCAAGUUCGUUACCAGCACCGUCGGUAACGUCGCCGGAGGCGUAGGCCGAACAGCAGGCGGCGUAGUCGGCGCCGCAACCCGCGGGGUCGGCGACACCAUCACGAGCGCGACGGGAUCAGCCGGCAAGCCCGUCGGCGACGCCAUAAGCUCCGUUGGCACUGGCGUCCAGAGUGGCGCCGAGGACGUGUCCAAGGGCCGACAAAAACGCAUGGCAGUUAACGCUGCUGAAAAAUAA
Molecule: messenger RNA, 288 nt
Organism: Daldinia loculata
Lineage: Eukaryota; Fungi; Ascomycota; Sordariomycetes; Xylariales; Hypoxylaceae
Exons: 2
Coding region: 1-288 (95 amino acids)
Source: RefSeq, a predicted model, not a curated record